CGCUAAUCGAGAUGAUAAGCCGUCAAAUAUUUUCGAAAUAAUUUUUUUUUAAGAUUAUUUAUCUGAUCGACUUUUAGCUAGUCGUAAGCGUAAAAUCCUUAUAAAUAUUAUCUAUUAUUACAAUUAGUUUUAUAACCUUGAAAUCUCGAAUACCUUCUUGAUUGAUUUAAGCUAUGUUUGUGUACAAAUCCGGUUUAUUAAGUCAGAGAGUUUCUAACAAUACGCUUACGUGACGGUUUUUUUCUAGUUCGUUUUACUAUUACAAAAAUAAAAUCAUGACGACUUUUGCGGGAAGGGCUUUGCAUUAUGUUUUCAAAGUGCCCGACAGAAAAACUACCAUGGAUUUCUACAGAAAAGUCUUGGGGAUGAAAGUCCUCAGACAUGAAGAGUUCAAAGAGGGCUGCGAGGCACAGUGCAACGGCGCUUACGAUGGCCGCUGGAGUAAAACUAUGGUGGGGUACGGCCCGGAAGAUAACCACUUCGUCGUGGAACUAACUUACAAUUACGGGGUCAAGUCGUACGACCGGGGCAACGAUUUCCUCGGAAUAACGAUCCAAAGCGCGGAAGCUUUACAAAGGGCAAAAGCGGAAGCCUGGCCCAUUUUGGAAGGGAAUGUUUUGGAAGCGCCCGGUGGUUACAAGUUUCACGUUGUCAACCAGCCUCAACCGACUAAUAGAGAUCCAGUUUUAAAAGUUACGUUAGCCUCGUCCAGCCUGACGAAAUCGCUAAAUUACUGGAACGGUAUCCUCGGAUUAACGAUAUUUGAUAAAACGGACAAGACAGCAGUAGUGGGGUUUAAAGAGAACGAGGCUAAACUUGAAUUAAAGGAAAUUACCGAACCAGUGGAUAGGAGACAGGCCUACGGCCGCAUAGCAUUCUCCAUUCCGCACAGCGAACAGGAGAACCUUGCCAAACUUAUCGAGGAAAGAAAGCAAACGGUUCUUACGCCCCUCAUUACUCUACCCACUCCGGGCAAAGCGGACGUCCGGGUGAUCAUCCUGGCUGAUCCCGACGGUCACGAAAUCUGUUUCGUCGAUGACGAACCUUUCAGGGAACUGUCCCAGCCCGACUACGAAAGCGAACGCGUUUUAGAUAUGCAAAUCAAGAAAGAUAGGUCGUAAUUUUAACAUUGGCAUAGACAUAUAGACUAGACCAAUCACCACACGCAAGAAAACUUCAAAUUAAAAAAUAAAAUUGUUAUAAUUUAUUUAAAUUAAUUUAAUAAAUUAACAUAAUAAAAGUUACUUAAAAA
Molecule: messenger RNA, 1252 nt
Organism: Sitophilus oryzae (rice weevil)
Lineage: Eukaryota; Metazoa; Arthropoda; Insecta; Coleoptera; Curculionidae
Product: glyoxalase domain-containing protein 4
Exons: 5
Coding region: 276-1121 (281 amino acids)
Source: RefSeq, a predicted model, not a curated record